CAUACCAAACAAACAUAAAUAUUAAAGUCAACACAAUUCUAACCUCAAAUUCGAAGCGUUCAAGUGAUUCACCUCGGCCCCCAAAAAUUAGUAACCACGAUGGAAAACGCCGGUGCGGCGCAGCCCCAGGAGUCGAAACGGCCCGUCUGCCUCAUAGUGUUGGGCAUGGCAGGCUCCGGUAAAACGUCCCUGGUCACCCGACUGUCCACAGACAACAAGAAACCCUACGUCGUCAACUUGGACCCCGCCUGCUUGCAGCUGCCGUACUUCGCCAACAUCGACAUCAGGGACACUGUAAAAUACAAGGACGUCAUGAAACAGUACAAACUGGGCCCCAACGGAGCCAUUGUAACAUCCCUCAACUUGUUUUCGACCAAGUUUCCUGAUGUUUUGAAGUACAUUGAGAAGGCACCCAACGAGUAUUGCGUUUUGGACACGCCCGGGCAGAUUGAGGUGUUUACGUGGUCUGUCUCUGGGUCUAUUAUAACCGAAACUUUGGCGUCAUCGUUCCCCACUGUGAUUUUAUAUGUGGUUGAUUGUGUGAGGAGCACGUCACCCAUAACAUUCAUGUCCAACAUGCUUUAUGCCUGUUCAAUUUUGUACAAAACCCGCCUGCCUUUUAUCGUGGUAAUGAACAAAGUGGAUAUAGUGGAUCAUUCUUACGCGAAAGAUUGGAUGAGCGACUUCGAAUCGUUUCAAGAAGCCCUUGAAAACGACGAGAGUUACAUCAGCAACUUAACCAGAUCCAUGGCCUUAGCUUUGGAUGAAUUCUAUCAGAAUCUCAAAGUGUGUGGAGUCAGUGCAGCGACUGGGGAAGGAAUUGAUGAGCUGUUCGAGUUGGUUGAAAAGGCCAGGGACGAAUAUGAAAAUGAUUAUCGAGUUGAGUGGGAGAAAAUCAAAGCAGAAACAGAAGCAAAAAGGGCCCAAGAAAUGAAAGAGGCUAAAGAAGACAAAAGUGACAGUUUACUAACACAAAAACCAGCAGGAAUUGAAUUAUCUGAUGUUUUCUUGAGGCAUGCUGGAAACGACAGCAGUUCAGACUCAGAGGGAGAAGAAGCACCAUUUGAAGCUCAAGAUGAUGUUGAAGAAGAAACAUUCAGGAAAGUUUUACAGCAGCAGAGGGAAAUGCAGUUAAAGAGAGCCAAAGAGGCUGAAGAAAAGAAAAAGGCAAAAGCUACAUAGUUUAAGUUUACAAUUUUUGUUAAAAAACUAUUUUAUUAAAUUUUUAUAACAA
This is a messenger RNA of Aethina tumida (small hive beetle), 1234 nucleotides long. RefSeq names its product GPN-loop GTPase 1. The coding region runs from base 100 to 1182 and encodes 360 amino acids. The record is from RefSeq and is a predicted model, not a curated record. Gene Ontology annotation, molecular function: GTPase activity. The transcript has 4 exons. Lineage: Eukaryota; Metazoa; Arthropoda; Insecta; Coleoptera; Nitidulidae.